This is a messenger RNA of Benincasa hispida (wax gourd), 495 nucleotides long. The record is from RefSeq and is a predicted model, not a curated record. Lineage: Eukaryota; Viridiplantae; Streptophyta; Magnoliopsida; Cucurbitales; Cucurbitaceae.
AUGGAUAAAUUCACUCAAAUACUUCAAGCAAGUUUAGGAAAUAUACAACCUGAUCCCGAGAAGAAAUAUGGGAUAGAACGAUUAAAGGCAUUGGGAGCUACAAACUUUGAAGGAACAAAGGAUCCUGCAGAUGCAAAAGUUUUGAUGAAUCAAGUAGAAAAAUGUUUCGGGGUAAUGAGAUGCCCUGAAAACAUAAAAUUAAGUCUUGCAACAUUCUUACUACAAAAACAGGCAGAAGAUUGGUGGAAACUACUGAAGAAUAGAAGAGGAGACCAAGAAGAAGUGUGUUGGGAAGAAUUUCGAAAAGCAUUUUUCGAAAGAUUCUAUCCUAGAUCAUUCAGAGAUAUGAAACAAGAUAAGUUUCUACAACUCAUGCAGGGAAACAUGACUGUAGCGGAAUAUAAAUUAAAGUAUACAACGCUAUCCAAGUAUGCUUUAAACAUAAUUGUGGAUGAAAAGGAACGCUGUCGGAGUUUUGAAUCAGGAUUAAGAUAA